AUGAAUCCAACUGUCUAUACCGUUGAAAAACCUGGUGGUGAUCCAGUUAACCAAUGUUCUAUAAUGUACACCAUUACUAGGCCUGGUGCCCCUGCUACUGAAGACCCUCCUCAUGGAAGUGCCGUUAACGAUUACCUCGAGAUUCUUUCAUUCUAA
This is a messenger RNA of Cetraspora pellucida, 156 nucleotides long. Lineage: Eukaryota; Fungi; Glomeromycota; Glomeromycetes; Diversisporales; Gigasporaceae. The record is from the annotation of a GenBank genome assembly.